Molecule: messenger RNA, 2186 nt
Organism: Erigeron canadensis
Lineage: Eukaryota; Viridiplantae; Streptophyta; Magnoliopsida; Asterales; Asteraceae
Product: AFG1-like ATPase
Exons: 14
Coding region: 155-1927 (590 amino acids)
Cellular component (GO): cytoplasm; mitochondrion
Molecular function (GO): ATP binding; ATP hydrolysis activity
Source: RefSeq, a predicted model, not a curated record
GUGAAAGUGAAAGAAAGGGAGAAACUAGUGGAUGGUCCGGGCAUCGGCCACGUUAGAGAGUUGGCGGCAACCGUAGUAUUUUAUUUUAUUUUUCAUAUAUAUAGUUAAAACAAAAACCAUCAAAUGGCGAUUUCUUCUUCUUCUUCUUUAAACCAUGAGGAGGAGUCGGUUGAUUUCAUCCUUCCUCUCUUUAGGGUUUCGUCGCCGGACCUCUACCACCGCUUUCCGUCAAUUCUCAACUUCCAUUAAUCCAGGACCGCUUACACAGUAUAAACAUCUUGUCAAGGAAGGACAACUACAGUUUGAUCCGUAUCAGGAGAAAGUUGCUUUGGAAUUAGAUAACUUGCUUGAAAGAUUGGUUCAGUUUGACAAGGAAAUGGAAGAAUAUCAUAUCAAACUAGCCAAGUGGGAAGAAGAUCGUGAGAAUGAGAGGCGUAGGCUGUUAUUGAAGGAAGCCGAGAGUAAACAGCAAAGAGGUGAAUCGUUAGACAAGGCACACAAUAGAUUCUUGGGCAAGUGGCUCGAUAGGAAAAAACCCGUGAAUGUAGAACCUGGAGUUGGGAAAUGGGUUUCAUAUCUAAAUCGAGAAAGGAAGUUGGAUUCAGUAGUUGGCACACGUCCCACUGUACCUACAGCUCCUAAAGGGUUAUAUAUCUAUGGGAAUGUUGGAAGUGGUAAGACGAUGCUAAUGGAUAUGUUUUAUAAUUCCACCAAAGGAAUUGUAACACACAGAAGAAGAUUUCACUUUCACGAGGCUAUGCUAGAUAUAAAUGAGCGUAUGCAUAAGGUAUGGAAGAAUCAAGUGCAUGAAAAGUCUAUGCAAUCAAACAUUGCUAAUUGGAUAAUGAGCCUUCCUUUUGAUACUAAAGUUAAGGAAUGGGUGGCUGCAGAAGAAAGUUACAAGGAGGAGAUGCAAAUGAACAAUAUUCUUCCUGUUGUAGCUGAUAAGUUUCUUGUUGACCAGCGCAAUGACAAAAGAGGAGCAAGCAUACUAUGUUUUGAUGAAAUACAGACUGUUGAUGUUUUCGCUAUUGUGGCCUUAUCUGGAAUUAUAAGCAGAUUGCUAAGUACCGGAACUGUUCUUGUUGCCACGAGUAACAGAGCCCCAAGCGACUUGAAUCAGGAUGGUAUGCAAUGGGAAUUCUUCUUGAAGCUUCUUGCGAAAUUGGAAGACCACUGUGGAACUCUUUUGAUUGGAAGUGAAACAGAUUACCGCCGUCUGAUUUCGCAAAGAUCUAUUAACCGGGUGACCUACUUUUAUCCUUUGAACAGUGUUGCAACCAAGAAGUUCGAGACCGUGUGGGAGGAAACUAUACAAAAUUUUGGCGGACAAGUCAUCUCUGAAACCAUCUCAGUAAUGUUUGGCAGAAAGUUAGAAGUUCGUGAAAGCUGUAACGGUGUGGCAAAGUUUACAUUUGAAUAUCUAUGUGGUCGGCCGGUGGGGGCAGCAGAUUACAUAGCUGUGGCCAAAAAUUAUCAUACAGUCUUCAUUUCAGAUAUCCCCAUGAUGAGUAUGCGGAUUCGUGACAAGGCUCGGAGAUUUAUCAUCCUUAUUGAUGAGCUAUACAAUUAUCAUUGUUCCUUAUACUGUUCAGCAGCUUCUUCUAUUGACGAACUCUUUCAGGGAACAGAAGAGGGGACUCUUUUUGAUAUAGAGAGUUUCCAGUUUGAAACAGAGACGGAAGGUUCAAAGCUUCGUCGAGACGUUUUAGCAGAGGGAAAUACUGGUUCAGGAGGUGCAACUGCCGCGAUCAUUUCUAUGCUUUCUGGGAAAGAGGAAAUGUUUGCUUUUCGUCGAGCAGUUUCACGUCUCAUAGAAAUGCAAACACCAUUUUACCAGGAAAGAGUACGCCUUUAUCAUCCACUUUUUCAGGCAGGUGGCAAGGUCGUGGAGAGCAAUAAUACGUCAAACAUGUUACCAGUAUAGCAGUGGCUCUUAUAAGGUAGAUCUGCUUUGCAUGAUAAUAGAAAUUUGAGGAAGAAGACAAGUGGAAAUAAUGUUGUAUAUUUACGAAUGCUAAACGUAAUGUUAUAUUGGUGAUGAAGUGACAUAGGGAACCUAUUUCAAAGCCUACCUUAUACGCAAGUAGAAAAUUGUCAGAUUGUAUCUCUCUAUUAAAAGAGUGGAUUCAUAUUCUGUGCAUUUUGUAUGUGUUUGUGUCUAAAAAAUUUCCAGAUUGCCUACA